AUGAAGUCCGUCGCCGCCAUUGCCAUCUUGGCUGGCCUUGCCACCGCAUUCCCUGGAGAGGUGCUAAAGAAGCGCGCAUUGAAGCCAAGAGAGGGCUGCCCUCGAGAGCUCACCCCCGGCCAAUUCGAAUUCCCUCACUACAUCACCCAGAUCUCCAAGUCACAGCCUGACAAGUCCUUCGGACCUCAGUACAAUGGCGUAUUCACCCCCAAUGACAUUGAGUCCAUCUUCAGCUUCGACGUCCCAGCCUCGCGCGCCGAUGCAAACUGCACACUCGAGUUCAUCUUCCCCCAGAAGUCGCAACUGAAGACUUCCAACUUCGACUACGAGGGUGGUGGCUCGUUCUUCUUCACAGGCUACAACCCAGGCAGCUGCCCGGGACCCCAGACGACAUACAAUAACCAGCCAGCACCAGGACCAUUUCCAGCAUUCCCACCCAUCCACAUGGAGCCCGGUAACGCCUAUACCAUUGACAUUGGCCCUUGCUUUGUCGGUGCCGGCACCUGUGUCGCUGGCAAGACAUCCACCAACGACACCAACUUCUGGUAUUUCCAGGACCAAGACGAGUGCCCCAUUGGCAUCUACACCGCUUACACUUACGGCGAGCCCAACAGGCCACCUCCAUCAUAG
Molecule: messenger RNA, 630 nt
Organism: Exophiala aquamarina CBS 119918
Lineage: Eukaryota; Fungi; Ascomycota; Eurotiomycetes; Chaetothyriales; Herpotrichiellaceae
Exons: 2
Coding region: 1-630 (209 amino acids)
Source: RefSeq, a predicted model, not a curated record